Rana temporaria (common frog) is the source of this 2095-nucleotide messenger RNA. RefSeq names its product kyphoscoliosis peptidase-like. The coding region runs from base 130 to 2010 and encodes 626 amino acids. Lineage: Eukaryota; Metazoa; Chordata; Amphibia; Anura; Ranidae. The transcript is spliced from 10 exons. The record is from RefSeq and is a predicted model, not a curated record.
AAUGUUUGUGGUAUCGAUACUUUAUAGCAGGAUUUUAAUUUCCUGAUUGCUUAGAUACAAGCUGUUGGUACUGGCACACACAAAUAACUACAAAGUAGAACACACAUUCAGCUCUACCUGUCAUACACUAUGGCACUGCACCAUCGUCUCUCUCUGCGGCAGAAGAUAUUACUGGGAAUCCUGUGCUUUCCACUGCUGCCCAUCUAUCUGUGUGUGUAUUGCCUAUGCUACAAAAAUGUAGAAAGAAAAAGGACAGUAGAUCCAAUUGCAGUCAAGCCAAACUCUAGCAAACUUUCCAAUACCACAGUUUAUGUAAUAGAUGAGAACUCUGAGAACUCUGAACAUCAGCAAGCAAAGCAAAGCAAGAAGAACCCAGGAUCUAAAGUUGUAAUAUUCAAAUAUCCUUGGGACCGAUCAAGCUUAAAAUCUAUGGAAAUAGAUUUGAAGAAAUUUGAAAAUCUGGAUUCCUAUGCCUCAAAGCUGGAACCCAGAGGAUCCCUUGAACAACAUACCCAACAACUUCUAUAUAAUGCUUCCACAGACCUGGAGAAAACGCGAGCCAUUUGGAUGUGGAUAUGUCAUCACAUAGAGUAUGACACAAAAGCGUAUAAGGAUGCAUCACUAAGAUUUUGUGAGCCUGAUGAUGUCUUUCGUACCAGAAAAGGGGUCUGUGCUGGAUACUCCCGUCUGUUCAAGCAAAUGUGCAGCAUUGCAGGUGUGAAAUGUGAAGAAGGCAGUGGCUAUGGUAAAGGCGCAAGUUACAAAUUAGGACAGAAAAUUCCUAAAGAAUCCAACCACGCCUGGAACAUGGUGUAUCUGGAAGGAGGCUGGCAUCUGCUGGACAGUACAUGGGGAGCCGGUUAUUCAGAUGUCAGUGCAGACACUUUUACAUACCGUUACGAUGAAUAUUAUUUCCUGACCCACCCUGCCCUCUUCAUUGAAGAUCACUAUCCAGAAAAGGAGGAAUUUCAGCUACUGAAGCCCACAGUGUCUAAAAGCCAUUGUGAAGAGCAUGUUCGGGUCCCAAGCAGUUUUUAUAACAUUGGACUUGUUUCCUAUCACCCAGAGACAGCGAUUAUUGAAACAGUGAAAGGAAAAGUCUCCAUCGCCAUUGAAGCUCGUCAUGAUAGGCUUUUCUUAUUUUCACUGAAUGGAAACGAGAGAUGUGGAGUUAUGAAGUUGCUAAACUGCGGCAUGAAGCUUGAUGUUUAUCCCAAAGAAACUGGACAACAUAAACUUCAGCUAUUCGCUAAGAAACAAGAGAGUGACGAUCUAUACGACUUUGUUCUGGAAUACAGAAUAGAUUGCAAGUCAAUUGACACAAGCGUGAAGAUCCCUGAAUGUCUUAAUAACCCUGUUGGUCCAAGUUGGGUGACUGAGGCGGCAGGACUAGUUGAGCCCUCCCACCCUGACCCCAUCAUUUAUACUGAAGAUGGCUGUUGUAGUAUUUGCUUUGCACUGAAGAAAGACUUAUGUUUUCUUUGUUCCUUACACUCUGAUAAAGUAAACAUGACACCAGAGAAAGGUGAAAGAUAUAUAUUUAGAACACAGACAGAGGACAAAGUGGAAAUGAAAGUUCGUGUUCCACAAUCAGGAACCUAUGUGAUGGACAUUUUUGUCAAGCCUGCAAACAGUGAUAAUACUUCAUAUGACUAUCUGUGCAAUUAUCUUAUUAUCUGUACCAACCCCAAGGUGAAGUGGCCAAUGUUUCCUCUAACAUACACUAACUGGGCUAAGCACUAUGAGCUGGUGCAACCUCUGAAUGGUGUUCUACCGAAUAACAUCGACGUUAGCUUUAAACUCCACAUUCCCGAUGUAGCUAAAGUGUGUAUUGAAGGGAAAAAAAACACCCCCCUGACCCUUUCUGGUGACGGCUACUGGGAAGGAAAAUGCAGUACAGCCAACAGACGAACACUCUUUAUAAUGAUUGAGUACAAGAAUCAGCCAAAUUUAUAUCGUUAUAUCCUAAAAUAUGAUGUUGCAGCAAACAAGUUAAACACCAAAAAAUAAUAAUGUUACUUUACAUAUUCCAUAGAAACCAAUAAUGUAUUUUUAUUUCAGCAGUGUGGCAAAUAUUUUAUUAAAGAUUUCUUAA